Colletotrichum navitas is the source of this 915-nucleotide messenger RNA. RefSeq names its product putative nucleoside-diphosphate-sugar epimerase protein. The transcript is spliced from 2 exons. Lineage: Eukaryota; Fungi; Ascomycota; Sordariomycetes; Glomerellales; Glomerellaceae. The record is from RefSeq and is a predicted model, not a curated record. The coding region runs from base 1 to 915 and encodes 304 amino acids.
AUGACAGAUAUUACGCCACCCGUAUUGGUUACUUUGGCUAGCGGCCAUAUUAGGGGCGUCGGCCUGCGCGUCGUUGAGCUUUCGCGUGAGUUAGGCGUUCCCGUCCGCGCUAUGGUCCGCUUAGUGAAUGAGCGUUCCGCGCAACUCCGUUCCCUGGGCGCAGAGGUUGUGGCUGACGACCUCACGAAGAUGGAAGAAGUUUUCCCCAUCGUCCGAGGCUGCCGACGCAUCUACCUCAGUAUAAGCCUCUCGCCCCAGUACGUGGAAGUGAUGGCUGCGGCUGCGGGGGCAGCUCGCGAUCUCGAGCUCAUAAUCAACAUGUCUAUCUACAACGUCUCGUUCACGUCGCCUUACGAGGCGACCAAAUCGCCGCAGCACGAGGAGAUAUUUAAUCAGAGUAGCGUGCCUGUUACACACCCCCAGCCAACGCUGUUCUUUCGAAUUCCGUUGCUCUGGGAUCUCGUGGCCGCAUCUAUUCAGGACUUGGGCAAGAUUCGCCUGCCAUUCGGUCGUGGGCGCUUCGCUCCUAUUAAUAGCAACGAUAUGGCAGAGGUCACAGCGAAGGUUUCGCUCGAUCCCGCCAAGUACAAAGAGCAGAUCCUAGAGCUUACCGGUACAAAUUCAGAGGAUAUAAAAGCUAUUGCCGGUGAGUACGCCGCUGCACUGUGUCGCCCUGUCGAGUACAAGGAUAUUCCCCUCUACACAUUUCACAACAAAGUGCUUACAAGCCCUGCGCUGGAAAUCCACACCCAUACCGCUAGGCACCUCCGGACGCUCAGGAAACUGUAUGCAGCGAACAAGUUUUAUUUCAGUUCGAAGGCGGUUAAGGGGAUUUUAGGCCAACCAGCUACAAGUAUAUACAAUGUCAUCAAGGAUCCUAGCGGCGGUUUCCCCAUCGCUUCCAGGACUCCCUGA